Molecule: messenger RNA, 4162 nt
Organism: Lolium rigidum
Lineage: Eukaryota; Viridiplantae; Streptophyta; Magnoliopsida; Poales; Poaceae
Product: kinesin-like protein KIN-4C
Exons: 26
Coding region: 1-3753 (1250 amino acids)
Biological process (GO): mitotic spindle organization; microtubule-based movement
Molecular function (GO): microtubule motor activity; ATP binding; microtubule binding
Source: RefSeq, a predicted model, not a curated record
AUGGCCUCGCAGCAGCAGCAGCAGGGCGACAGCGUCAAGGUGGCCGUCAACGUCCGCCCGCUCAUCACGCAGGAGCUCCUCCUCGGCUGCACCGACUGCGUCACCGUCACGCCCGGCGAGCCGCAGGUCCAAAUUGGCCCACACACCUUUACCUAUGAUCAUGUCUACGGAAGCACCGGAUCUCCUUCCUCGAUGAUAUUUGAGCAAUGCGUGCAUCCGCUAAUCGACUCAUUAUUCGCUGGAUAUAACACCACUGUGCUGGCUUACGGACAGACUGGAUCUGGGAAGACAUAUACGAUGGGUACCAAUUACAGUGGUGAAGCUAACUGUGGAGGAAUAAUUCCACAAGUUAUGGAGACGAUAUUCAAAAAAGCUGAAGCAAUGAAGGGUGAUACCGAGUUCUUAAUUCGGGUAUCCUUCAUCGAGAUAUUCAAGGAGGAAGUAUUUGAUUUACUUGAGGAUGCUGGGUCUGUCACAAAAGCAGCAGCUCCUGCUAGAGUACCUAUUCAGAUUCGAGAAACUGCAAAUGGUAGCAUUACACUUGCUGGUGUGACAGAGCCUGAGGUCAAGUCAAAAGAAGAAAUGGCCUUGCACUUGGCGCGAGGUUCUUUAUCACGCGCUACUGGAAGUACAAACAUGAAUAGCCAGUCAAGUCGUUCUCAUGCUAUCUUCACGAUCUCUAUCGAGCAAAAGAGGACGUCAAGUUCUACAUCUGAGAAGCCAACUAAUAAUGACUAUGAUAUUUUAUCAUCAAAAUUUCAUUUAGUUGACUUGGCUGGUUCUGAAAGGGCUAAGCGAACAGGAGCUGAUGGAUUGCGGCUUAAAGAAGGGAUACAUAUAAACAGAGGCCUUCUUGCUCUUGGCAAUGUUAUUAGUGCGUUAGGUGAUGAAAAGAAGAGGAAGGAAGGAGCAUUUGUACCGUACCGGGACAGCAAAUUAACCCGCCUACUGCAGGACUCUCUAGGAGGAAACAGUAAAACCGUUAUGAUUGCUUGCAUUAGUCCUGCUGAUUCUAAUGCAGAGGAAACCAUUAAUACACUCAAGUAUGCCAAUCGUACACGAAAUAUUCAAAACAAAGCAGUGAUCAACAGAGACCCAGUUACAGCAGAAAUGCAGAAAUUGAGGAGUCAAUUAGAGCAGCUGCAGAGUGAACUUCUGUUUUCCCGUAGUGGGAGUGCAGCAUUAGAAGAGCUUCAGUUGCUGCAACAAAAAGUCUCUCUACUUGAAUUAAAAAAUUCAGAGCUUUACUGUGAGCUCAAGGAAAGAAAAAUGUCGUGUGAACAGUUAGCACAGCGUGCACUUGCUGCCCAGCUGGAAAAGGAUAAGCUGAUGUUAAAGCUUGAAUCAGCACGCAAUGGGAAAUCGUGGGAUGAUAUUGAAAAUGACGGCAGCGAGCAGCCGGAUGUGGACCUUAUGAAGACCUAUAUAUCAAAGAUUCAACAGUUGGAGAGUGAAGUAACACGGCAAAAGUUCUCCACUGACUGUAGAAAUGGUUUACAUGAUCGACUUGCACUGGAUAAGGGCAUACUUCUGGACGAUCUGGGUUCAGGCUGUGAAGAAGGGACACCCGAAGUGUCAAUUGAAGAAGAAGAAAAGGAAAGAGAACAUUCAUCCCUACAAGAGCAACUUGAUCAGGAGCUGCAGGAUCUAGAUAAAAGACUUCAGCAAAAGGAGGCGGAGAUGAAACAAUUUGCAAAGAGCGACACCUCUGUUCUCAAGCAACAUUAUGAGGCGAAGUUAAAUGAGAUGGAGCAAGAAAAGAAGGCUCUUCAGAAAGAAAUCGAGAGUCUCCGUCAUGCAUUAACAAAUAUAUCUUCCUCAACUGAUGAGUGUUCGCACAAAAUGAAAGAGAACUAUCUUCAGAAGCUGACCAUGCUUGAAUCCCAGGUCUCUCAGCUCAAGAAAAAACAGGAAGCUCAACAACAGUUGCUACGACAGAAACAAAGAAGUGAUGAUGCAGCAAUGCGUUUACAAGGAGAAAUUCAACGCAUCAAAUCUCAGAAGGUUCAACUUCAACAGAAGAUUAAACAAGAAUCGGAGCAAUUUAGAUCUUGGAAGGCUGCCCGUGAAAAGGAAGUGCUUCAGCUCAAGAAGGAAGGGAGACGGAAUGAAUAUGAGAUGCAUAAACUCCUGGCAUUAAAUCAGAAGCAGAAGAUGGUUUUACAGAGAAAAACCGAAGAAGCUGCGAUGGCCGCGAAAAGACUAAAAGAUUUGCUCGAAGCAAAGAAGUCCACCCGGGAUACAUAUGGAACAAGUGGAUCAGGGAUUCAGGCAUUGAUGCGAUCCAUUGAUGAUGAACUUGAAGUUACUGUAAGGGCAUACGAAUUACGCUCACACUAUGAACGACAAAUACAAGAGAGAGCAACAAUAUCAAAGGAAAUAGCAAAGCUGAAGGACUGUCCUCAGGCUAUGUCUCCUAGUGCCAGAAGUUCUAGAAUUUCAGCACUGGAAAACAUGUUGGCAUCAUCAUCUAGUGCAAUGGUGUCCAUGGCUUCUCAACUGUCUGAAGCAGAGGAGCGUGAGCGUGUGUCCAAUGGUAGAGGCAGAUGGAACCACAUAAGGUCCCUACCUGAUGCGAAGAGCACAAUGAACUACCUUUUUCAGUUAGCAUCAUCUUCAAGAUGUCAACUACAUGAUAAGGAGGUGAUGAGUAGAGACAAAGACCUUGUCAUUGGUGAACUCAAAGAAAAAGUGGUUGCGCUUAAUGGCAGAACGAGACAACUGGAAACACAAGUUAAUGAUCUACAUAACCAAAAUAUGCAGCUUUUCACUGCAAUGAACAAUGCGAAGAAAUCUGGUAGGGCCUCAAGGUGUGAUACUAUUAUUGAUCCAGAAGAUGGUCAAACUUAUGCUUUGCGGAAGAAUGCUCGAGCCGGUAAGAACAGCUCCUACUGGUCGGAUGACAUGGAAAUAUCAGAUGCCGAGGAGUCGGAAGAAUUAGAGGAUAUGAGUGAUGAUGGAUCUGAUACAGAUUGGGUACAAUCAUCCAGGAAAGUCAAUACACGACGCAGAACAUCAAACCCGAGUAACAAUAGUUCACUUACAAAUGUAAAGUUGGAGAUGCCUAGUGAGGAAAUGCCCACUAUCCAGAAAGAGCAUGCUUCACAGUGUUGCUCGUGUUCAUCAAAAUCAUCAUGCAAGCUCACCAGAUACUGUGAGUGCAGAGCUGCAGGUUCACAAUGUGGUCCUAGUUGUGGAUGCAAAUCUUCCAAAUGUUCCAAUAGGGUGCACAUCAAGGAAGAAAUAGAUGAUGAACCAUCUAAGAAGGAAGGCAGCGAGUCUGGUAAUGUUUCUUCUUCAGAGAAUGAUGCCAAAAUGAAGGAAGAUGUGAAGCAAGGAAUCAUGCUUCUUGAGAAUGCUAUGGCUGAGAAGGAAGAAGCUCAAGAGCCCAAAUCAAGAAAACCAUUGGCGGACAUUGGAAGUAAUGCGGUGAAACAAAACGGGGCAAAACCAAAGCAGAGGAAAAACUGGCGCAAGUCGACAAUACAGCUCGUCCCUACAGGGCCUCCUCCACCGCCCUCUGCACCGGAUAACUGCGAAGCAGCUCCGCAGAACAGAACUGAUAUUCCCCUCAGGCUGCCGAGAGCAAUGUCCUCACUGCCUGCCGAGGGCAACCCUCUUACAGACCGCAACGCCACCAAGCCCGACGAGUCUGCAAGCACCAACAAGGAGAACACCAGCGUUACUGCAAGGCCACCGGCUCGGUCAAGAAAGAAUGCCGCUGUUGAAAAGGAGAACCACCACUUGGGAUGACCGGCCUGCUAGUGAUGGAUGGACAUGUUGAAAGAGAUUGUAAAAGAGGAUGAGGUUAACUGUUAUAACCGACAAGCAUCCCCGAUGGUGAGUUGGUUCUCCAUCAAGGCCAAGCUAGCUUGGCAGGUCCUACAUAGCUUCUGUUUUCUGUAGCAUCGGCAGAGCAGCAUUCCUGUUUUCUGUAGCUAUAUCACCGGUUCUCUGGGGAUUGUAACUUAACUGUGUCUCUCCAUACUGGAUAGGUUUAGAAAGCAGUAUUGCUGCCCCUGCUGUAUACUGUGGCGGGAGGUUACUUGGAGUUGCUGAUCCCCGUUCCUGUGCUGUUGAUAUGCAUGUUUCGUUGGUCAUGAAUUCAUGAUACUUGAUUGUUAGAUUCCUGGUAAAUGGACGGGUCAUGGACAUUGACUUC